Molecule: messenger RNA, 4065 nt
Organism: Acanthopagrus latus (yellowfin seabream)
Lineage: Eukaryota; Metazoa; Chordata; Actinopteri; Spariformes; Sparidae
Gene: bach2a
Product: BTB and CNC homology 1, basic leucine zipper transcription factor 2a
Exons: 6
Coding region: 625-2913 (762 amino acids)
Biological process (GO): regulation of transcription by RNA polymerase II
Molecular function (GO): RNA polymerase II cis-regulatory region sequence-specific DNA binding; DNA-binding transcription factor activity, RNA polymerase II-specific; protein binding
Source: RefSeq, a predicted model, not a curated record
AGUAAAGAAUACCACGCAUUUCAUUUUCUCUCUUCUUCAUAUGAAAUAAUAAUAAUAAUACAUGGAUUUUAUAAAGCGCUUUUCAAGGCAUUCUUAGACACUUUACAGGUUUAAUAACUUGGUAUGUUCGUGAUAAACCGGCCUGACAAUGUUCAGUGAUCGCUGACUGACGGAGGCUGUAUGUAGCGGUGCGUGUGGCAGCAUGUGUAGAGUAGUGCUCAGUGUGCAGAGCUGAUCCUCUGCUGCAGCCUCCGUCGUCGUGCAGAGGGGGGCUCGGCCGUUGUUGUGAAUGAGGGCCAGCAUGACGUCAGGAAGCCAAUGUCAACAAUGCAGCUCCUAGAGGAGAAAAGGCGUUUCAUCCACACACACACACGCACACACACACACACACACACGCUCGCUCACACCGACUGAUGCCUCGGGUCCAUUGAACGGAGGGGCUGCGGACAUCCAGCACGAUGUGGACUCUUUUCUCUGAUUUGUGAGGAGCGGACCGAGCAGCAGACGAGCGGGAUAAUCGGCUGCAGCUCUGGUAGACGGGGCAUCCUCCCAGCAGAGCAGCAGGAAGGAAGCAGGGCGGAGGGUGAGCAGCUCCCUGCACUAUGAGGGGUGCUAGAGGGAGUGAUGUCGACAGGCGAGGAGCAGGAUGGUGAGGCGGCAGCGCCCGUGUACGUGUACGAAUCCAAGGUCCACUGCGCCAACGUGCUGUUGAGCCUGGAGGAGCAGCGGCGGCAGGGCAUCCUGUGCGACGUGACCGUACUGGUGGAAGGAAGGGAGGUGCGAGCACACAGGGCCGUCCUCGCUGCCAGCAGCCGCUACUUCCUGCAGGCCCUGUUAGGGCACAACGGGUCACCUGGCGAAGUGGAGCCUGUCAUUAACCUGCCAGACAAGGUGACAGCUAAAGGUUUCGCUCCACUGCUCCAGUUUGCCUACACAGCCAAGCUGGUUUUAAGUCGGGAGAACAUCCACGAGGUCAUCCUGUGCGCUGACUUCUUGGGUGUUCACAAUCUGGAGGACUCUUGCUUCCGCUUCCUUCAAGCCCAGCUGCAGAAUGAUGACCAACAUGCCAGUAAUAGCAAGGUGGAAUAUGAUGACGACAUCACUGCUGAGGAUACAGUCUUCACUGAUGCAAUAUCCUUGGAGAAUUCUGCAGAGAUGAGGCAGCAGACCAAUCAUGUAGCAAGCAAUGUAUCACUUCCCACUGACCUUUCUCAAUGUCCUAAAUACAGGAAAUAUCAAUACCAGAUCUGUGACAGCAAGCACAAUGGAGAUGACCAUCAUGGCAGUGACAAUGUUGUACUGGCCCACCAUACCUCAGUCAGCCCUGUCAGCUCACAGCUCGCAGACAGCAGUGCUGCUGCACAAACUCUCCUCACACCCUCCAGGAUCAAAGAGGAACCAUUUGUGUUUGAGGAAGAAGGCGAUGAAAGGAGUGGUUGUAACCCAGAAUUGUGUACUGAGGAGGUACUGGAGAUGGAGCUAGAGGUAGAAGGGGUUCCAGUAGUAGCUGAGCACUCUCCGAGCAGAGGUUCACCCUCUUCCUGUCUGCGCUCCUACCUCCAGAGAGGUGGCCUGGACCUCAGCGACAUGCCCAGUACCACCAUCCAGCAGCUCCUCACCAACAGACUUUCUCUCAACCACUACAGGGAACUGGUCAAAGACAGACAGAGGGAUAAGAGGGAGUCCUUGGAUCGAGUGGACAUCAAGACUGGAAUUGCAGAUGUCAUGCCAGCAGCGCUGACUGGCAAUAGCAAGAGCAUGGAAAGGCCUGUGUCCAAAGCCUCCUCUUCUAAACAUGAGGGGGAGCUGGACAGAUGCAGUGUCAUAUUCUCCUCAGCAGCUGGAGAGCGACAAGUGUUGGCCCAUUCUUACGUGGACGACAAGUUCAGAGAAAAAGUCUCAACCCUGAUGCAGGUAGAAGCUCCUUCUUCUGGGCGAUCAUGCCUCACUACCAGCUGCCCCAUUCCCAUCAAGACAUCGGCACACUCCCCUCCUCCUUCGGAGCCCCGAACCCAGACUUCCAGCUCCCGUUCCUCAUUCUCUUACCCAGAGGACACAGGCAGUGGUAGCUCACCUUCCAGCCUUCCCCACUUGGACUUCUCCUCAUCCCCACACUCAGGCUCCACCUCUGGACUGUCUCACUGCCUGACGGGGAUAGUGGAUCAGAGGAACCCCCACAGUGGAGAGGUGGUCUUCUCUCAGGGUUGCACCACAAUCAAAACUGAACAGGGAUUCGGUGCCAGUGGUGGCAACUCCAGUGAUGAAUCCGGCUCUUUCUCAGAAGGAGAUAGUGAAAGUGGCCUCUCCAGAGUCUCUGGCCCUGAGGUAAAGCUGCCCUUCCCCGUGGACCAGAUCACCAACCUGCCGCGCAAUGACUUCCAGAUCCUCAUCAAGAUGCACAAGCUGACCUCAGAGCAGCUGGAGUUCAUUCACGACAUCCGCCGCCGCAGCAAGAACCGCAUCGCCGCCCAGCGCUGCCGCAAGAGGAAGCUGGACUGCAUCCAGAACCUGGAGAGUGAGAUCCACAAGCUGGUGUGCGAGAAGGAGAAGCUGCUGAGCGAGCGCAACCAGCUGAAGGUCUGUAUGUCCGAGCUGUGGCAGAACCUCUCCUUUCUGUCCCAGCAAGUGUGUCGGGAGGUGCAGAGCCCUCAGCUGCCCCCCGUCUCCGCCAGCAUCGACCUCACCUCCAACCCGCCGUCGCCUUCUUCCGACGAGGGCUCGUCCGGUCAGGGGGCGCUGGAGGACAGGCAGCCCGGGGUGGUGGUGUCAGAAGCGGGCCGGGAGAAGCCGGGGUCUCCGCUGGCGCUUGGAUCCACCGAGGAAGUAUGUAGCCCCACUGUAACAGUGGAUUUCUGUCAGGAGAUGACUGAGAAAUGCACAACGGAGGAACAGAAGAGACAGAACUGUACUUAGAGUGUGGAGGCAGACACACCUUGAUAUCUAAAGUAUUUUGUUUGUUUCUUUUUUUUUUUUUUCUAAUGGAUGACACAAGUGUUGUCUCCUCAGCAAUACUGUCGGACAGGUAUCUUUGGACUGGCGAUAAAACAAAAGCACUGGCAGCUUCCUCUCUCUCCUCUCUCUUCUCUCUCUCUCUCUCUCUCUCUGUCUCGUCCUGACCUUCUCUUCCUUGUCGGCUUCCCUCCCUCUCUCGUGCAUCGCGGGAGGUUAAACUCAGGGAUUCUUCAGAAUGUUCACUAGUGUCCCUGUUAACAUGUACAUACACUUUACUUUACCGUCCUGUCAAGUCUUGAUGAUUACUCCAGUACACACCACACAACCGAAUGUGCUAAAUAAUUCAUCUUCAUCUGCUGAAUUCAUUGUCAGCAUACGUUACUUUUGGUUCGUUGGGUACUAGCUUAGCAUAAACUGCCAGCGGCUCUGUUGAGAACCCUGCUGAUCACAGGCUCUAAGGCAGACUGAGAGACACACUCUUUCUCUGUGUGUUUCAGAAUAGAAGUUUACAAAUGUACGGUUUUUCAAUCGCCAGAACUUUGGCUAGCUUUGCUAACUCAGUCCUGACUCCACCUCUGUACUCGCAGACAUGACAGCCUCACAGCUCACUUUGAGAAGUUGAACUCAUCCUUUAAAUGACACGGCAUACACAUUAAAGUGCUUACCUUCAGUGACUUAACAGUUUUAGUGAUCCAGUAAUUGUUGAGCAACACAGGACUUUAAAGUAAAAUGUUACCAAAGGUGUGUAUUUUUAAACUUUUGCAUUCGAUGAACUCACAUUAUGCAAAGUUGCUUCUGUCAAGCUUCACUUUUGCUUUUCCUCGUACUCAGAUGGACAUUUCUACACAUUUCUCUUCUCCCUUCUUUUCAUAAUCGUACGUGCUAAGAGACAGGACGACAUUACAAAGUUGAAGCACUGCCCAGCUCAUCCAGGAGGUGACACACGAGUUUCAAGCCAAUCACAUGGUGUUCGGAUAGAGUAAAGGACCGGAACAGUGUCACUUUAUAUUUCUGCUGACCAUUUUCCAAAGGAUGCUGCAGUGUUUCUCCGUAGACUUCACAUCGGCUCAGUCAGGUUGGAAAUAGAUUGAGAUCAUUAAAUGAUUUCAUACA